Messenger RNA from Pocillopora verrucosa, 2577 nucleotides. RefSeq names its product lysosomal aspartic protease. Lineage: Eukaryota; Metazoa; Cnidaria; Anthozoa; Scleractinia; Pocilloporidae. The record is from RefSeq and is a predicted model, not a curated record. Gene Ontology annotation, molecular function: aspartic-type endopeptidase activity. Gene Ontology annotation, biological process: proteolysis.
AAGCUCAUGCCAGUCACGUGGUCUAGAGUAUAUAAAGACGUCAUUAACAAAUAUCUGCCCUCACUCUUUCUUUCCGUACGUGUGGAGUAGGCGAAGACCAUGAAAUUUCUAGUGCUACUCGUAGCUCUGCUCUUGGUGAGCCUCUCGCAGGCUGCCCUGAGAGUGCCAUUGCACAAGUUCAGGACUGUCAGGAAUUCUUUAAAAGAUAUUGGCAUUUCAGCUGAAGAUCUACGGAGGAAAGCACACCUAGACUUGAAGCACAAGUACUCAGGGGAGUAUGGUGGUCCAGAGCCUCUUUCCAACUAUCUUGAUGCUCAAUACUAUGGAGAAAUCUCAAUUGGAACUCCUCCACAGCCUUUCAAAGUGGUCUUUGACACUGGUUCUUCCAAUUUGUGGGUACCCUCUAAAAAGUGCCCUCUGAGUGAUGUUGCAUGUUUGUUGCACAACAAGUAUGACAGCACCAAAUCUAGCACUUAUGAGAAAAAUGGCACCAGCUUUUCGAUUCGAUAUGGCAGUGGAAGUAUGAAAGGAUUUCUCAGCACUGAUACCGUGGAGAUUGCUGGCUUAAGUGUGAAACACCAAACAUUUGCUGAAGCCACAAGUGAACCAGGAUUAGCCUUUGUUGCAGCAAAAUUUGAUGGACUCCUUGGUAUGGCCUAUGACACAAUAUCUGUGGAUGGUGUAGUUCCAGUUUUCUAUGUUAUGGUUCAGCAAGGCCUUGUGCAGAAACCAGUUUUCUCAUUUUAUCUGAACAGGGAUCCAUCUGCUACACCUGGAGGGGAACUGAUCUUUGGUGGUUCUGACCCCAAGUAUUAUACAGGCGACUUUACCUAUAUUCCUGUCUCUAAGAAGGGAUACUGGCAAUUCAAGAUGGACAGCGUGCUUGUGAAUGGAGAAUCAAGCUUUUGCCAGGGUGGCUGUCAGGCCAUUGCUGACACUGGUACCUCACUUAUUGGCGGACCUACUGCUGAAGUCGAGAAGUUAAAUAAAAUGAUUGGUGCCAGUCCAAUAGUUGGUGGCGAGUACAUAAUUGAUUGCGGCAAGAUUGACUCUCUCCCUCCAAUUGACUUUGUCCUUGGUGGCAAGAAAUUCACACUGACUGGAAAAGACUAUGUUCUCAAGGUGACGGUCAUGGGCCAAACUGAGUGUAUCAGUGGCUUCCUUGGUAUUGACGUCCCUGCUGGCCCCCUGUGGAUCUUGGGAGAUGUAUUCAUUGGCCCAUAUUAUACUGAGUUUGACCUGGGAAACAAUCGUGUUGGUUUUGCCAAGACUAAGUGAGCCAUUUGUGAGGACACCUCAGCCACUGACGUCUAUGCACACAUCGUUUUGUUUUAACACGUGAAGAAACCUUCUCAAAAAAAUUUAAAUCAGUGUGAAACUUUUUUGUUAACUGGAUGGUUGCUUUGAAAGCCUAUUUUUAGAAACUUUUGUAAUCUUAAACAGAGUGUUUACACUGCUUUUAUCACGUUGUUUACAAUGUAGUCCUGUGAAUUUUUGAUAAAUGAUUUGUAGACGAGUAGUGAUAAAUGAAUGAAUUUUGGAAAAAAAAAAAGUCGACUCGUAACUCUUGUAGAAACCUCAAGCGCUAAGUGAUCUUGAGUGAGCGUCACCCCUAAAUUUGACGAAGAAAUAUUUAAAAGGUCGCUUCAAGGCUCCCUAGACACCUUUCUUUACUUUCAAACAAAGUGUAAUCCCUUCCAGUUGACACUCCAUCACAAGUAGACCAAACCAACGUAUUCCCCUCAAAACGUUUAUUAACUCCAUUAUUUUUUUUUACAAUAUCAUCAUCAAAUCUAAGUGUUCCGAUUCCCCGUCGACGCAUCAUAACACUUCCUUAACCCUUUCACUCCCAGAAGUGAGCAACAUGCUACUAACAUGUUACACCCCAUAAUGCACAAGCGUUAUCUGGGAAACAGUUAAUGAGAAUACUCAAACUUAUCAGUUAAAAAGUUAUCGUCGUGAUCUAACACCAAUUCUACUAACUAAUUUACAAGGAAAUGUGUAGCAUCUUUCCCUUAAGAAAUUUUGUGGAAUCCGUUUACGCAACCGGUCAGAGAGGAUCACUCUUUACACCAUAGCAUUGGGUUUACGAGGAUUAAACGUCCGAUCCUAAAUCUAGCGAAAAAAUCAUAGUACAGGCGUAUAAUGUAACAAAUACAUAGACAAUAUUAUGAACAUUUUUACAAAUCUAAGAAUUCUCCUGUUAACACCAGACACUCAAGUCAAGGGGAAAGUCAAAUUUAACUUGAACAAGCCGCAGCCUGAGAAACAAGAGGGUCAAAUUUAUUUUAAAAUGAUCAGUGGCUUUUAAAAUAGUAAGCCUUGCCCGCGGGAUGAUGGUAAUUGCCGCCUCGUCCCCAGCGCGUGGGUAAGGGAGCGCGAGGUGUAUUGGGUAUGGAAAAGUGGAAUGGUGGAUGGCAUUAUGCCGAUCUUUUUCUUCCUUUUCUUCCUUAGGCCGUUUGGUGCAGUAGGCUUUCAGUCCUGAAGCAACACUGUCUGUGGUUACAAAUAUCAGACCACGUACUUAAAUUCACACGAAAAUUUCCUUAACGUAUAAAAAUAAAGCAGACACAAGAG